AUGCUUAAUCACAAUCCAUUAGAUUUUGAUUUGGAUUGUAAAGCAUUUGCUGUUUUUGCUUCCGUUCUCAGUGUCAGAAUCGUCGUAGUUGUAGGAAAUAAGAAAGAAAUUAAUCUUAUUUCCACGUGGUUUUGUAAUCAUUUAAUAUCAAGUCGUCGGGAUCAGUGCAAGUGUGAAGUCGUCAUCUUAUCAAAUAAAAUGAUGUCGUCCCGGGAUCGUAUGAUGCUCUUAAAUAAAAUCGAAAAUACUACCAGAUUGAUGUUGAUGACAAUAUUUUCAAUGCGGUAG
Molecule: messenger RNA, 288 nt
Organism: Clunio marinus
Lineage: Eukaryota; Metazoa; Arthropoda; Insecta; Diptera; Chironomidae
Source: the annotation of a GenBank genome assembly